Messenger RNA from Fukomys damarensis (Damara mole-rat), 4809 nucleotides. It is a transcript of the gene Sycp2, whose product is annotated as synaptonemal complex protein 2. The coding region runs from base 29 to 4567 and encodes 1512 amino acids. Lineage: Eukaryota; Metazoa; Chordata; Mammalia; Rodentia; Bathyergidae. The transcript has 43 exons. The record is from RefSeq and is a predicted model, not a curated record.
UGUUCUGCUGUUUUUAUGUGAAAACAAAAUGCCAGUAAGACCAGAUCUCCAGCAGUUGGAAAAAUGCAUUGAUGAUGCAUUAAGGAAAAAUGAUUUCAAACCUCUGAAAACACUUUUACAAAUUGGUAUUUGUGAAGAUGUGAAGAUUAGAUGCAGCAAACAGUUUUUCCACAAGUUGGAUGACCUUAUAUGCCGGGAACUUAAUAAAAAGGAUAUUCAGACUAUUUCAACAAUUUUGGUUUCUGUUGGAAAAUGUGGCAAAAAUAUCAGCAUAUUAGGACAGCCUGGACUUUUAACCAUGAUAAAACAAGGACUAGUCCAGAAGAUGGUUGUCUGGUUUGAAAAAUCCAAGGAGAUUAUUCUAAGUCAAGGAAAUUCAAAAGAUGAAGCUGCUAUAAAUAUGAUAGAAGACUUAUUUGAUCUUUUUAUGGUCAUACAUGACAUCAGCGAUGAAGGUAAAAGGCAAAUAGUGGAAAGUUUCAUACCUCGAAUUUGUGCCUUGGUUAUUGAUUCAAGAGUGAAUAUUUGUUUUCAGCAGGAGACUUUAAAAAAAAUGAAUGCUAUGCUUGACAACCUGUCUCAAGAUGCCAGGAAAAUAUUUUCUAACCAAGAAAUGUUAACUCUCAUGAGUAGUAUGGGAGAAAAGAUUUUAGAUGCUGGAGAUUAUGACUUGCAGGUAGGCUUUGUGGAAGCUUUAUGUAGAAUGACCACAGAAAAACAGAGACAGCAACUGUCACGUCAGUGGUUUUCAAUGGAUUUUAUUGCUAAUGCAUUUAAAGAAAUUAGAGACUGUGAAUUUGAAACAGAUUGCAGGAUAUUUCUCAACCUUGUAAAUGGUAUGCUGGGAGAUAAGAGAAGGGUCUUUACAUUUCCUUGUUUGUCAGCAUUUCUUGAUAAAUAUGAGCUGCAUAUACCAUCAGAUGAAAAACUUGAAGACUUUUGGAUUGAUUUUAAUCUUGGGAGCCAGACUUUGUCAUUUUACAUUGCUGGAGAUGAUGAUCAUCAGUGGGAAGCAGUCACUGUGCCUGAGGAAAAAGUACAAAUGUACAGUGUUGAAGUGAGAGAAUCAAAGAAGCUACUGACUAUAAUUCUGAAAACUAUAGUAAAAAUUAAUAAAAGAGAAGGGAAAGAACUGCUAUUAUAUUUUGAUACAUCAUUAGAAAUCACUAAUGUGGUUGAAAAAAUUUUUGGUGUCAGUAAAUAUAGGGAAUUUUCUAGAAAACAAGGUGUUUCAGUUGCCAAAACAUCUGUGCAUGUAUUUUAUGAUGCAAGUGGAUCACAGAUUCUUGUGCCAGAAAGUCAAUUCUCAAACAUUGAAGAAGAACUCAUUAAUUUAAAUGAAAAACCUAACCCCCAAGAGGAAUUUGUUAACCCUCCAAAAUGUAUCAGUAACCAAGGGGACAGAAAAAAUUAUCAGACUGAGUUUAAGAUAAAUACUCCUAGCAAAAGAAAAAUGUCUGAAGCAUCAAUGAUUGUUCCUGGUGCAGAUAGAUACACUGUGAGAAGUCCAGUACUUUUAAUCAACACAUCAACUCCACGAAGACGAAGAAUUAAGCCACCACUGCAAAUGAUGAGUUCUGCCGAAAAAGCUGAUAUUUCUAAAACAUCAGAAAAUGGAAUGAAUAAUGCUGUACCACAUAAAUCUAGACCAUUUGAACAAAGAAACAGAAAAGCUAACAAAGAUAAACAUAUCAAAACUGCUAAAGUUGUAGAGAAGACACAAAAUAAAGACAUUGGAUUCCUGAACCAAAAUUUAAAUGAACUACAGGAUUCUACUCCUGAUAUAAAAGCAGAGGGAGAACUAGAUCGGCCUGGAUUUCCUUGUGUUUUAGACAAUAACUGUGAAAAUAAAAUGCACUCCAAAUGGGCUUGUUGGACACCUGUGUCAACUAUUAAACUGUGUAAUAACCAAAGAACCAGUACUUCAUCAGGAGACACAUUUAAUCAAGGUAUUGGUAUCAGUAAAAAACAUACUAAACAAAAAUCAUCCUCUUCGAUAUCAGAUUAUGAUUCCGAAGAAACAGGAAAGGGAAAAUAUAAGAAAGAAAUAAUGGAGCAGAGCAAAAUAGAUAAAGCAGAAGUUUGCAAAAAAAACAGUCAACAACAAAAUCAUCCUAACUAUUCAGUUCAGAAAAAGACUGAAAAUACCAAGCAGAGUGAUUGGCAUGUUGAAUCUGAAACUACUUUUAAAUCAGUUCUCCUAAAUAAAACAGUUGAAGAAUCUCUGAUCUAUAGGAAGAAAUACAUAUUGUCAAAAGAUCUGAAAAGCCCUUCUCCUAGAAAAAAUAUGAGAAGUCAAAGAAAAUCCGAGAAAGAAGUGACUUCUGAGCUGGAGUCCUCAGAGUCCUCAGAUUUGAAACAAAAAAUGAGAGAAAAGUCAAAAGGGAAGGGAUUUACUGAUGCAGCAGAAUCCUUGAUAAACCAGAUUAAUGAGAGAUACAAACCAAAAGAUGACAUAAAGCCUUUAAGAAAAUUGAAGGAGCCUUCAAUUGACAGUGGUAUUUCAAACAAGUCUGACCUACAGUUCAGUAAGGGAAAAAUUCAGAAAAACAGUUACAGAAAACUGAAGACUACUUUGGUUAAUGUUACUUCUGAAUUCCCAUUGAACGAUGUUUAUAAUUUUAAUUUGAAUGGAGCUGAUGAGCCUAUUAUAAAACUUGGAAUCCAAGAAUUUCAAGAAACUGCUAAAGAAGCUUGCAUGGAUAAUUCAGUGAAACUGGUUGACUUAAGGAAUCAUGAUGAACUUGAACCUCCUUUAAAAACAAAAGAUGAAAGAAUUAUAGCAAAUCAGAAAAAGAAAAAGAUCUUUAGUGACACUGAAACAGAAUAUAAAUGUGAUGACAGCAAGACUGAUAUUAGCUGGCUAAAAGAACCAAAAUCAAAACCACAGCUAAGUGACUAUAGUAGAAAUAAAAAUGUGAAGAAAUACAAAAGUGGGAGAUCAAGACCAUCUUUGGAUAAGGGACAACCAAAAUCUAAAAUGGCACCCAAUAAAAGCAUCAUCAAAAAUGUAGAUGAGACUAUUCCAGAUGGGAGAUCCAGACUCCCACGAAGAGCAACAAGAACCAAAAAAAAUUAUAAAGAUCUCUCAAAUUCAGAAUCUGAGAGUGAGCAAGAAUCUGCACAUUCAUUUAAAGAGAAAUUGCCAGUAAAGGAGAACCACUCCAGAACCAAAAACAUGAAACUACCAAAGAAACAACAGAAAGUUAUCUUGGCUGAAACACAAAACGAACUACCAAAAAAUCAGAAAAAUACAUCGCUAUUAAAAGAUACUAUAAGUGAUAACAACCUUGACUUAUCUGCUAUGUCUUUAGCUGGGAGUCCAUCAUCUAUAGAAGUAAUGAGAUGUAUGGACAAAAUAGCAGAAAAUGAUUCUCAGGAUUAUGACUGUAUAACAAAAUCUCUAUCACCGUAUCCAAAAACUUCAUCACCUGGAUCUUUGAACAGUGACAAUAAAGUUGGAAGUCCAUUAAAUUCACCCCAAAACAAUGGGACAAGCUUAUUAUGUGCAAGUGUAAGUUGCUCACCAAUUCCACCACCUCUGCUUUUGCCCAGUCAUUCUGCAAGAAAAAAUAAUUCUGCUGUGAAUAGACCAAAUAUAAAUUCUGUGGUACUUACACAAGAAAUGCAAAAUUGUAACAGCUAUUCAGAUAUAAGCAGUUUUCCUUCAGAAAAAGAGUUUAUGGAAAUUGAAUCUCCAUGUAUCAAUGAGAAUAAUAUGCAAAGCAAAAGAGAGGAAAGCCAUUUAGCAUCUCCAUUAUCCAUGUCCAGUGACUCAAGAGAGAGAAUACACUUUGACCUGACUCGUGACACUACUCAGAUAUCAGGCCUCACUCAACAUCUUAGUUGCAAACGAAUGUACAUAGAAGAUAAUCUAAGUAAUUCCAAUGAAGUGAAAAUGGAAGACGUAAGGAGCAUACACUUGCUUCCCAAAAGACUCUGUAAAACUGAAGAUACAGAUCAUCACACCCACAAAAUGUUUGCAAGUUUAUCUCCAUUAUCGACAAAUGAUUGCUUUAUUCCUGAGAACUGGAAAAAUAACCUUCCAGGUGUAGGCAUGAUUUGUGAGAAGCUUAAUUCUCAGUUUAAAAGGAAGAUUCAUAUCCGACAUAAAAUGACAGAUGACUUUACUAAGCAGUCUUGGAAAACGGUUCAGCAGCAUGUGAAAACAAUUAACCAUCAAAUUCGGGAGUAUAGGAUUAAAAAACUUGAUAAAUUCCAGAUGAACAUCAUAGAAGAGCUGGAGAAUUUUGAAAAAGAUUCACAGUCUUUAAAACAUUUUGAGAAGGAAUUUGUGGACAUUUGGGAAAAGAUGAAUCAGCAGUUCAGAGAAUAUAAGAGAAGUGAAGAGCAGAGGCUUCAAUUUUUGAAAACUUCAUUGGACAAAAAUGUCUUCUAUAAAACUGAUUAUGAAGAGACUGUUUUUACAUCAGAGGUGGGUUCGAUGAAAGAAAGUCUGAAAAUGCUGCAAGAAAGGCUUCUUUUGGAAAUGCAAGAAGAGGAACUUCUUAAUGUACACAGAGGACUGAUGUCAUUAUUCAUGGCUCAUGAUAGAAAUGAUGAGUGAAAUCUAGUUGUCAUUCAUUUUUCUAACUUUUUUGUAUAUAAUUAAGGAAAUAGUACCCCUACAAAGAAAAAAUACAUGUUAUCCAGGCAAUUGUACCUCUGUUAGACCUCCCAUCCACAAACAUGUCUUCUUACAGAUGAGAUAGAGCCAUUAUAACAUGACUACAAGCCCAAAGGACUUUAGUCUACAUAAUACUGUACUUUCUUUCAUGGAAAGAACAUUUUGGGAAGCCAGUAAAUGGA